Messenger RNA from Fusarium coffeatum, 450 nucleotides. RefSeq lists its product as uncharacterized. The record is from RefSeq and is a predicted model, not a curated record. The coding region runs from base 1 to 450 and encodes 149 amino acids. The transcript has a single exon. Lineage: Eukaryota; Fungi; Ascomycota; Sordariomycetes; Hypocreales; Nectriaceae.
AUGGUCCAGAUCAACAUCCUCGCGGGCUCUCUCGCCCUCUUCGUCAUCAGUGUCAACGCUGGCCCCACGUGCCAUCCAUCAGUCAGAACAGCCGUCACCUCAACUUCUCUAUCAACCACAGAAACAUCCACCGCAGCAGCAGCAACAACCAGCGCGGCACCCGAUACCUGCACCGUCGAGAGCCCCCAAUACGGCAUUACUGGUAAAUACGAAGUCUACCGCGAUACCGUCGCCAGUUCAACAGUCCCCGUCGGUAGCUUUUCCUACUUCAACACUCUUGUCGAGUGUCUUGACCACUGCGACGACACGCCUGGUUGCCAGGGGGUCAACCAUGUCACCACUGGUAUUCGCCCUAUGUGCAUCAUUUGGAGUAAGAUGGGGAGCUUUGGCGAGAUGAAAGGCGUUACUGCGGCGAGAAGUAUUGGUGGUGUUCGAAGAUGGGCACGAUAG